Molecule: messenger RNA, 1521 nt
Organism: Strongylocentrotus purpuratus (purple sea urchin)
Lineage: Eukaryota; Metazoa; Echinodermata; Echinoidea; Camarodonta; Strongylocentrotidae
Exons: 2
Coding region: 1-1521 (506 amino acids)
Source: RefSeq, a predicted model, not a curated record
AUGGUGCGAAGUUGCAUGUACAAUGCAGAUCCUGAGAUAGCCUACAAGCAGGCCAAGGAAGUUCUUCAGAAGAAUUAUGGCAACAAAUACAGGAUUACAAAUGCCAUAAUCAAGCGUAUGGAGGAGUGGCCAGAAAUAAAGACCGAUGAUGCAGAGAAGCUCAAUAACUUUUCGCAUUGCUUGACCGAGCUUCUGAACACUGCCAAGGAUUUGAAACAAAAUUUGGGAGCCAAGCCACAUGAAGAACGCAUCGAGUUUUGCAGAUCACAGGGCUUAUGUUUCUCCUGUCUCAAGAAAGCAUCACAUUUUGCAAAGGAGUGCAGGAGUAGGCUGAAGUGUACAUUGUGCCAAAGGACGCAUCCAUCAGUACUGCACAGACAAUUUCAAAAGGGAACCUCAAUUCCAAACCAAGAUGGUGUUCCAAAGUCUCAGAAAGAAGUUCCAGUACAUAAGGACACAGUACAUGAGGACACUUAUGCUACUUCUACUAACAGUGGAAGUCCCGCUACAGACAAAUCAGAGGAUGGUGUAAAACGCACAUUGUCAAGUUUCAGCAGUGGAUCCGGCAGCCUCCCUGUUGUGAUUUCUGUAGUGGUGCGCUCAAAGGAAAGUGGAAAACAAAUACAGACAUAUGCAUUUCUGGACAGUAGACGCAAUGCAGUUUUUGUUAGCCAAGACAUGAAGGACAGACUCCAGCUAUCUGGAAAAAGGAAAAACAUACAAUUGCAAACCUUGACAGAGAGUAAGACCGUAAACUGUGAAGUAAUCAACGAUAUAGAGGUUCUAGACUUAAAAGAGGAGAACAACCUUCAAAUCAGAGAAGCAUUUGUCCAGCAGUCUAUUCCAGUUGGGAAAGAGGAAAUUCCAACACAAGCCAAGUUGAAGCAGUUUCCAUACCUCCACCAUAUUCAGUUGCCAGAGAUUGACGAGGAUGUGGGCAUACUAAUUGGAAAUAACAUUCCAAAAGCGUCAGAACCGCUGGAAGUUAUCCACAGUGAACAUGAUGGUCCUUUUGCAUUUAGAACCUUGUUAGGUUGGGCAGUGUAUGGUUUAUCCAAGUCUGACGAGUCACAAAGGAUUUCAGCUCAUCAUGUUUUGGUCCAAGCAGAUAUUAAUCAGCAGCUGGUAGAUAUGUUCAACCAAGACUUUAGUGAAAGGGUGAUAAAUGAUGAACCUGAGAAGUCAAGACAGGAUAGGCAGUUUAUAGACUCAGUUGAAGGAUCUAUUCAGCAUGUAGAUGGGCAUUAUGAGAUUGGUCUGCCUCUAAAAAGCCAAAGUAUGAAGAUGCCUAACAAUAAACCUCAGGCUGAACAGCGUUUAGCACAUCUACAGAGGAAGUUCAUGCGUCAGCUACAAUUUCACAGAGAAUACAAGGACUUCAUGCACAAGGUAAUAGAUCAGAACUAUGCUGAAAUGGUGCUAGACAAGGAACUUAAUUCAGAGAAAGAAUGGUCAAGUCUGGUACAUCCCACACCAUGGUGUCUACCAUCCUCAGAAAAGGAAACUACGAGUUGUAUAUGA